Clupea harengus (Atlantic herring) is the source of this 1435-nucleotide messenger RNA. It is a transcript of the gene pigf, whose product is annotated as phosphatidylinositol glycan anchor biosynthesis, class F. The coding region runs from base 1 to 921 and encodes 306 amino acids. The transcript has 8 exons. Lineage: Eukaryota; Metazoa; Chordata; Actinopteri; Clupeiformes; Clupeidae. The record is from RefSeq and is a predicted model, not a curated record. Gene Ontology annotation, cellular component: endoplasmic reticulum membrane. Gene Ontology annotation, biological process: GPI anchor biosynthetic process.
AUGCAGCUGCUGCUGCUGCUCGGAUGCGGUCGCCUAGCAACCCCAGCCUCGGUGAAAGUGGCCCAUGGUUAUGCAGGGAGUGUGGGGGAGGGGAGCGUCACGUCCAACCCGCGCCUGCAGGGGGAGCUGUGCCCUGUGCGGCUGCUGUGUAUCUGUGCCGCCUCCCUCUAUUACUGCACGGCUGCAUCUUCUCUCGGGACCCUGGAGCAAGCAUGCAACACAAAGUGUGCGCUAAUUACAUUCAUCGCCAAGCUGCAAUGGAGUGUGGGGGAGGGGAGCGUCACGUCCAACCCGCGCCUGCAGGGGGAGCUGUGCCCUGUGCGGCUGCUGUGUAUCUGUGCCGCCUCCCUCUAUUACUGCACGGCUGCAUCUUCUCUCGGGACCCUGGAGCAAGCAUGCAACACAAAGUGUGCGAUAAUCACAUUCAUCGCCAAGCUGCAAUUCCUCGGCAUCAGUCCACCAACGAAGAGGCACUCGCUGAAUUACAAGAUAUCCAAAAUCGUGCGCUCCUGCCUGUACUUCCUGCUGUCCUGCUUGUUUUUUCACACCGUAGUUGUACUCUACGGAGCCCCUCUCUUGGAAAGUGCUGUGGAAACAUUCUCCCUGGGUGUCCUACUGUCCACUAUGACCACGCUCAGGUGUUUGUGUAUGAUGGGGCCCAAUGUCCAGGCUUGGAUCCGUGUGUUUAGCAGGGAUGGGGCCAUGUCGGUAUGGGACACGUCUCUGCAGAUCACCACAGGGUGCAGUGUGCUUGGAGCCUGGCUUGGGGCAUUCCCCAUCCCUCUGGAUUGGGACCGGCCAUGGCAGGUGUGGCCCGUCUCCUGCACCCUGGGGGCCACUGUGGGCUUCCUGACGGGGCUGCUGGUCGCUCCCGUCUGGAUCCACUGGCACCGCAAGCAGCUGAUCUACAAGAGCAAAUAACGCUUGGAGGCACAAUGAGAUGCGUGAAUAUACACACACACACACACACACACGCACGCGCGCAAAAAGAAGCUGACUGGAACAUACAGGUAGCCCCCUGUGAUCCUCAGAUAUUCAGAUGCAUCAGUCAGGACCAGGGACAUUUAGGGGAACACCUCGCCACCAAUCCCCAGACACUCCCGACAUUCCCCUCCGGUAGUCACUGAGGUCAUAUACACAAAAGAUAAAAAGUCUUAUUUCUGUCUUAAUUUAAAAACAAUACCGUUGUUCUUUUUGUACUUUUUUUUUUUUGUCAUUUGAUGGCAGUAUGUAUUCUUUUCCUUGUGUUUUUUUUUUGUUGUCCCUUAUUUGGUACUGAGUUGUACAGACUUCACUGAGACAUUUUACACAGCGAGUGAGAGAGAGAGAGAGAGCGACAGAGAUUGAAAGAUAGCAAGGGAAUUUUGCAAUCCAGUGCACAAAGAUGCACCGUUUCCUUUUUCUUGAAGCGAAUAAAGAAUCACUUCUGUAAAUG